AUGAACCGUGUUAAUACAUUUUUUUGGUCUCGUUUGAACCCCACGGGUGAGCUCGUACGCUCGGUGGAUGUCCUGCUUCGGGAGCUGGUGCCGGAUGACAAGCUUGAUGCUGCCUUUGAAAGCUUUAGCAUUGCUGCAAGCUCAGGUGCAGCACUGACGGAGUGUAAACCUCAAGGUGACGACCGCCAUAGCGCUGCAGAGACUGUGAUAGCAACAGACACCUGUGAACCUGAUUAUGAAAACAAUCCACCACCCGAGGAAGAGUCGAGUGACGAGGAGUCGGCUACUGAAAAGACAGUGCCUGGUGAGCUUGAACGUAAGUGGGCAAAGAUUCGUGCUGUAUUUCAUGACUGGGAUGAAGAGCAGGGCGACCGUGAGAAGAAGAUGGACGACAUGGCCGAGUUGCUGCUACGCUAUCGAGUUCUUGAGAAAGUGCUGAUGCCUAAAGUGCUAGGACAGCUGACGUUUGAGACGCGCAAGUAUGUGGGUAAUGUGUUUCGGGCCAUGACGGUGCACAAUUUGCGCGGCUUUAUCGAGCUGAUUGGUGAGCGUCCAGAUAUUAUGCGAUGGCUUGUGGAAGGUUAUAAGAACAACGACACAGCACUUAUUUGCGGCUCUAUGCUACGCGACUGCUUCGAGUAUCAGACGCUUACGAUGAUUUUCUUGAACGACCUUGAACCAGCGUUCGAGUAUUUGUUUAAAGUGACGAUGGAGAACUGCAAUUUUGACAUUUCAGCUGACGCUCUCAUCAACAUAUCACGGCUUUUGACGGUCCACAAGAAGGUGACAGUGCAGCUAUUGGAUAAAGGAUUUGACCGCAUUUUUGGACUCUUGAAUGGCCUGUUGACGUCGGAAAAUUAUGCUACUAGGAGACAGGCACUGCAAUUGCUCUCUGGACUUCUGCUUGACCCUGUCAACUUUACUGUAAUGCAGCGAUACGUAUCUUCGCGCAGCAACUUGAAGCAAGUGAUGUUACUGCUGCGUGAACCAAGCGAGGCUUUGCGGAUGGACGCGUUUCACGUAUUCAAGAUCUUUGUGGCAAACCCGAACAAGUCGCCAGAGGUGGAGCAGCUCUUGGUGCGAAACCGUGAGAAGUUGUUGGCGUUUGUAAGCGAUUUUGGUAAGAGCGCGUCAAACCGUGAUUUUUUGCAAGAAAGGUCACUGCUCGUGUUUGCGCUGGAACGAAUGGCUUUGAAGGAGGAUGUACAGGAGAAGGUUCAAGAGCAAAGUACGCGACCGACGUCGUUAUCUAGUGCCGAACAAAUGCUACUAUCGGGUCCAGGGUCUCAAGUAUGUGCGAAUCCAAAGUAG
Messenger RNA from Peronospora belbahrii, 1311 nucleotides. The record is from the annotation of a GenBank genome assembly. NCBI's taxonomy places the organism in Eukaryota, Oomycota, Peronosporomycetes, Peronosporales, Peronosporaceae.